AUGGCGACGGCGGAAGACAAAGUUGAGGCUGGCGACAUUACCAAUGUGCGGAGCCACCAGGUAGCUGAAGGCGAGCUGAAGGAGACUGGCCGAGACACUGAGCUUACCCAGACAUACGGUUCGACCCAUCGAGGUCUGAAACCCCGACAUGUUCAGCUCAUGGCUAUCGGUGGUUCCAUUGGAAUUGGCAUCUGGGUAUGUAGAUUGAGGCAAGCACACAAUGGCUUGAGCUGACGAUUUUCCCUCUCGUCCAGGUCGGUAUCGGUGGUGUUUUGAGCAAGGCUGGCCCCCUCUCGCUAAUCUUGGGAUAUGCGAUCUGGGGUGUUUUGUUCAUUUGGCCUCUCUAUCUUGUUGUUGCAGAAAUGUGUGCUUACCUCCCCGUCCGCGGUUCCAUCUUCGAAUUGGCCUCUCGAUUCGUCUGCCCAUCCAUCGGCUUCACCAUGGGAUGGACAUAUUUCUUUGCGGGACUCAUGUUGGUUUGUACUGAAUUGAGCGCCAUUGCAACAGUCAUGCAGUCCGUAAUACCGUUCCGUCUUGCGCAUGGCAUUUCUAACUCGUCACUCUUAGGUACUGGGAUACCAAAACAAAUGCCGCGGCAUGGAUAGCGAUGGGAAUGGGAGUUUGUAUUAUUCUCAAUAUCGUGGCCGUGAAGUGGUAUGGAGAGUCCGAGUUCAUCAUGGCUUCUACCAAGGUCUUCUUGCUGGUCUUGCUCGUUCUCAUCACCAUCGUUACGAUGUCGGGCGGGAAUCCCCAACACGACGCUUACGGUUUUCGAAACUGGAACGACGGUGCCAUGCAUGCCUAUCACACGACGGGUGCGACAGGGCGGUUCCUUGGGGUUUGGAAAGUUGUUAUAUACGCGGGUUUCACCGUGGCUGGUCCUGAUAUGAUCGCUCUAGCCGCCGGAGAGAUCCAGAACCCCCGCCGAACGAUCCCUCGUGUCGCAAGCCUGAUAUUCUAUCGUAUUGUUGGGUUCUAUAUCAUCGGAGUUGUCGCCGUCGGUGUCAUCUGCUCCUCUCGAGAUAAAGGGUUACUCGGUGCCAUUGAGGACGGCAAGCCUGGUGCCGGAGCAAGUCCGUGGGUCAUUGGGAUCCAGAAUCUCGGUAUAAGCUUCCUCCCUCACUUCAUCAAUGCUUUCAUCCUACUCUCUGGAUGGUCGUGUGGCAAUGCUUAUCUCUACUCGGCAUCCCGAACACUCUACGGCCUUGCUCGUGGUAAGUUUUGGAGCACCGUCUGGAGUGUCAUCAUCUUAUGCCGGAUGAAACUAAUAUGUUGUGUGGGUUAGAUGGCCAAGCACCUGCCUUCCUGAACAAGUGCACAAAAGCAGGUGUGCCUAUCUACUGUGUGCUGAUUACUACCUUGAUUAGCUGCAUCACUUUCCUUGCCGCUUCUAAUAAGGCCGUUGAUGUAUUUUACUGGUUUGUCGAUCUAACAACAACCGCACUUAUCGCAACAUACGUCUUCAUGCUCAUCACAUAUAUGGGAUUCUGGCGUGCCCGUCAAGCCCAGGGUUUGACUGAUGAGCACUUUUACUACGUCGCCCCCUAUACGCCCUGGAGCCCUAUCGUGUCUUUGGUCAUGGGAUGUGUGGCGCUAUUCUUCGUUGGGUUCGACGUCUUCUCCCCGUGGGAUACCAGAGGCUUCAUCACCUCUUACUUUGCUCUCUUCUUUGCCUUUUUCAUGUUUUUGGUUGGCAAGAUCAAAUAUAUGCUCGAGGGCCGCUGCGGCUUUGGAUUUGUUAAGCCUGCUGAGGCGGAUCUCCAUAGUGGUAUGGCGGAGAUUAA
Molecule: messenger RNA, 1784 nt
Organism: Clonostachys byssicola
Lineage: Eukaryota; Fungi; Ascomycota; Sordariomycetes; Hypocreales; Bionectriaceae
Source: the annotation of a GenBank genome assembly